This is a messenger RNA of Mus musculus (house mouse), 4517 nucleotides long. It is a transcript of the gene Ceacam16, whose product is annotated as CEA cell adhesion molecule 16. The record is from RefSeq and is a predicted model, not a curated record. The transcript has 5 exons. Gene Ontology annotation, biological process: sensory perception of sound. Gene Ontology annotation, cellular component: extracellular region. Bases 143 to 1288 code for a protein of 381 amino acids. Gene Ontology annotation, molecular function: identical protein binding. NCBI's taxonomy places the organism in Eukaryota, Metazoa, Chordata, Mammalia, Rodentia, Muridae.
UCCAAAUUCCGGUGAUCCGCCCCGGUUCCAAAUUGCCGAAAGAUCCCAGGUCCAGUGGCAGACUGAGCCAAGCCUCAACCAGGAAGGGCCUCUGAGCAACUGGGACACCAUCACCACCAACCAUCUCGAACAUCAGCCUUGGAUGAAAAUGCCAUUGACCUGGUACAGCUGGUUCCUCCUCAGUGCCUGGAUCCUGAACACUGGGGCCGAGAUCUCCAUCACCCCCGAGCCUGCACAACCUGCAGAGGGGGACAAUGUCACGCUGGUAGUCCAUGGGCUUUCAGGGGAACUGCUUGCCUACAAUUGGUACGCAGGGCCUACGCUCAGCCUGACCUUCCUGGUGGCCAGUUACAUUGUCAGCACUGGUGAUGAGACCCCCGGACCAGCCCACACAGGGCGGGAAGCUGUCCGUCCUGAUGGCAGCCUUGAUAUCCAUGGUGCCUUACCUGGGCACACAGGCACCUACAUCCUGCAGACUCUUAACAGGCAGUUUCAGACGGAGGUGGGCUACGGACACAUGCAGGUCUAUGAGAUCCUGGCCCCUCCCACGGUCAUGGCCAACGACACUGCGCUGGUGGAGCGUAGGGAUACCCUUCGUCUCGUCUGUAGCAGCCCCAGCCCCGCUGAGGUCCGCUGGUUCUUCAAUGGUGACGCUCUGCCAGUUGCCGUCCGCUUGGGCAUGUCCCCCGAUGGCAGGAUGCUGACCCGGCAUGGCGUCCGCAGGGAGGAGGCAGGUGCCUACCAGUGCGAGGUGUGGAACCCCGUCAGCGUCAGCCGCAGCGAGCCACUGAACUUGACGGUAUACUUCGGCCCUGAACGAGUAGCUAUCCUUCAAGACUCUACCACCCGCACGGGCUGCACUAUUAAAGUGGACUUCAACAUGUCCCUCACCCUGUGGUGUGUGGCGCGGUCUUGCCCUGAGCCAGAGUACGUGUGGGCCUUCAAUGGAAAGGCCUUGAAGAAUGGCCAGGAUCACCUGAACAUCAGCAGUAUGACUGCAGCCCAUGAGGGCACGUACACGUGCAUCGCUAAGAACUCCAAGACGCUGCUGUCUGGCUCUGCCUCAGUGGUAGUCAAGCUGUCCGCUGGAAAACCACACACCAGAAGCACUUUCUUCACACCUCUGUUCCAUGCAUGGGGGGUUGUGGUGCUGAGGGAACAGAGCUCAUGCCCCAAGAAUAGCGGCUUUGAACAUCAAGUUCUCAUUUUACAGCAGAUGUAUAGUGGUGUAGGCAAGAGGAUCAGGAGUUCAAGGACAUCCUUAGCUACACAGACAGUUCAAAGUUAGCCUGGACUACAUGAGACCUUGUCUCAAGGGGGAAAAAAUGUCUCAUUCAUUCUAGCUGGGUUUCUUCUCAAAUGGCCAUUGUCCCUUGGGGACAGUGGGAAUCGUCCACCCCCUCCUCCCUCCCUUCUUCCUCCACUAACAGGCUGGGUCUCAUGCAAAGGGUGGGGAUGGACCCUCUUUCACGCAGAGCAAAGAUGACUGUCGCAAAGGUAAGUGUGCCUCCUGUCUUACCUGUGAGGGACCUUGGCUGGAAACAGGGUGGACCAGAUGACCUCAGGGCCAACAUGGGGGGUAUCCAAGGUCUGAAGGUAGGUGCAGGCUGUGCCUAAUGUAACACUUCCAAAACUGCUUCCCCAAAAGCUGCCAGGAAUCCUGUGGCAGGUGCUGAGAUCGAGACAGAGACAUGGCUGUUAUCCCACCUGGGAAACAAGCUGAGGUGAUGGAGGAGGCAUGGUCUUUCUCUGACCUCAGAGGGAUCAGUGAAGCUGCCAAUCAAAGAGAAGAGGCAAUGCCUCACGUUCUCUGGGCUCCCUGGCAUUGGUGUGGGAGACAUAAAACUGUCUAGUCAAAGGGAGGAGGCACAAGGUGAAAGAAUUUCCAGGUCAUUAGGAGACAUGACACUACUUUAAAUUUCAUAGUCUGAUGGGGGAGACACAAGUCCCACUUUGGGAACAUGUCAAAUCUGAUGGGGGAGUACAAUCUUCCCACUUUCUAUGAAAUUUUUCUAUCAGAGACAAUUAUUCCCAACUUUGGGCAUCUUCAACUUGAUUAGAAUGUUCCACUCCCAAUAGUCCACAAUUUCUCAGUCUGAUGGAGGAGACAGAAACUCCCACCUUCUAGGGAAUCUUAAUCUUGGGUCCCAAACUUGAUUGAAAAAUCUAGAAUGUCCCAAUCUGAUGGCGGAGACACAAUCCACACCUUGUGAGAAUUUUCCAUGUGAUACAGGAUGCACAGCUUCAUCUCUCCUAGAGUCGUCUAAUCUGAUGGAGGAGUUGUCACCUCCCAUAUUCUUAGGUCUGCUGCUCUCACAGAAAAGACACUAUGUGGACGAGACAUUCCAACCAUCUGAUGGGGGAGACACAGCCCCAUAUUCUAGAAUUUCCAGUCUGAUAGGGGAGGCAUGGUCCCCAGAGGUUUUUUUUUCCUACCCUGAUGGAGGAGACAUGGCCAGACCCUGUGGGGUCUUUCAAUUAAUUACAUAGGGCCUGUACCAUCAUCCAAGGCUGAAAUUUAAACAGGAGAGAUGUCUUCCUGGCAUCUGAGAAAGAGAGUCUAUGUGAUCACCCUAGAAAUCACCUCCAUCCUCUGUCUCCUCCCCAGCACCUCAUGGGGAGAAGCAUCAGUGGGGGAGCUGGCCAAGGGAGGGGGAGGACUCCACACCACACUCAAGCCGUUCUGGCUGACUGUGGCGGUGGUUCUCUCCCCAGCGGCAGCUGUAGCCAUGAUGAUCGUUCCUGUACCGACUAAGCCAACGGAGGGCCAGGACGUGACCCUGACUGUCCAGGGCUACCCCAAGGACCUGCUAGUCUAUGCCUGGUAUCGUGGACCUGCCUCGGAACCCAACCGACUGCUCAGCCAGCUGCCGUCAGGGAACUGGAUCGCUGGCCCGGCGCACACAGGCCGGGAGGUGGGCUUCGCUAAUUGCUCACUGCUGGUGCAAAAGCUGAACCUCACUGAUGCCGGGCGCUACACACUCAAGACCGUCACACUGCAGGGCAAGACCGACACUCUGGAGGUGGAGCUACAGGUGGCCCGUGAGUGAGCAGUGUGGGAUGGGAUGGGGGGGGGGCACCCAAAGAUGUCCUUCUCCUCCCUCACAUGCCUGUGGGACACAGGCAUGUGCCUCUUCCAUCUGACCUGAGUGUCCCCAUGUGGGCGUUUGCCUUGCCUCUCAAACGAUGACGUCCACCAAGGUAUACGCCUUCCAUAUGGAUAUAUAGACCGUAAAAGGGGUGUCAAGUGAGGGUGGGCAUCUUUUCUCAUUAGGUGAGUGGAAACUAAACCAUGGGGAUCUAGCCUCUUCCACCACACUGGGGAGCUGGGGUGAAUGCAGGUGUUUUCCUCCCCCAUAAGACAUGGCAUGAGGGCAAGAAGUUUCCACCUUCAGACACCAGAGCUCUCCCAACCUGAAUGUACACUAGGAUGCAGGCUGCUAGGUGUGCCUCUUCCAUCAGAGUUCUCUGUUGGGAACCACCUCUCCCCUAUCAACCUGGGGGCUCCCACAGUGGAAAACCAUGUCUCUCUCAUCAGACUGAAAAUUGUGUCUCCUCCAUCAGACUGGGAGCUCCCAGAAUCAGGCACCAUGUCUCCUCCAUCAGACUGGGGGCUCUCAAAGUCAGAGAUCAUGCCUCCUCCAUCAGACUGGGAGCUCCCAGAGUCAGGGACCAUGCCUCCUCCAUCAGACUGGGAGCUCCCAGAAUCAGGAACCAUGUCUACACCAACAGACUGGGAGCUCCCAGAGUCAGGGCCAUGUCUCCUCCAUCAGACUGGAACCUUGUCUCCUCCAUCAGGCUAGGAGCACCCAGUCAGGAAACAUGCUCUUAUAGUCCAAGGCUAUGUCUUCUCCAUGAAACUGGUAUCUCCCAGAGUCAAAAGCCAUGUCUCUUCCAUCAGACCAGAAAUUCCCAGAAAUCUUCAAGACCUUACUAGGGCAGGUGCUCUGGACAGGCGCUCCCAGACGGAGAACAAGAGUCUGGGGUCCUGCCUGUCGCAUCAGACUAGACACUCAGAAGUCAAAUUUCCGAAGCCAGGACCAGUCCGGACCCAACCACCAGAUGUCUGGGUUCUCACAGGCUCACUCCUAAGCCUGUGCACUCGGGGAUUCCUUUUCAGCUUCCUUUGUCACAGUCCAGCUGGAGGACCAGUCUUUCUUCAUGCAGCACCAGACCCCAGAUCAUGGCACAGGCUGAGCGGGGCGGGUGGGGACCGCGGGAGGCGCGGUGGGCGGGGCCGCGGGAGGGUCCUCCUGCUGACUGACAACCUCCUCGUCCCCGCCCCGGUUCUCCUGCACAGCCCUGGAGUAGCCACCGCCGCCUCUUCAGCUGCAGCGCAGGCCGCUGAGACCUGGAGAGAAACGCCCCUUGCAGCAUCUCCCCGCAUCCGCCCCUGAGCCCAGGACCGCUCACCUGCAGCACGGAUGCCGGCCAUGGUCCCGCCAUCCUGCCUCCAUCUAGUCUUAGCGCCGAGCUGUGGGAGAGCUGCCAAGUCCAUAAAUGUCCCAAUGAACGCA